UCUUUCUUGUUUGUUCCAUUGAUCCGAAUUCCGACAUGGAUUCCACCAUUGGUUCUCAGCUUCAGUCAUGUAAACCUGCAAACAGCAUACUAGGCUGCCCAUCCCAGAAUGGUUCAAUCCUAGAUUCCCAAACUCCAGCCGUUGCUGCAGCGGAUGCCACCCUUGGGCGCCAUGUGGCUCGCCGGCUUGUUGAAAUAGGGGUUAAGGAUGUCUUUACUGUUCCCGGUGACUUCAAUCUGACCCUUCUUGAUCACCUUAUUGCUGAGCCAGGUCUAAAAAACAUUGGUUGCUGCAAUGAGCUCAAUGCUGGGUAUGCUGCUGAUGGAUACGCUAGGUCUCUUGGGGUUGGUGCAUGUGUUGUCACGUUUACUGUUGGUGGCCUCAGCAUCAUCAACGCCAUCGCCGGUGCUUACAGUGAAAAUCUGCCUGUUAUUUGCAUUGUCGGAGGACCCAACACCAAUGAUUAUGGGACUAAUAGGAUCCUCCACCAUACCAUUGGUUUAUCAGAUUUUAGCCAAGAGCUAAGGUGCUUCCAAACUGUUACUUGCUAUCAGGCUGUGGUCAAUAACCUGGAAGAUGCGCAUGAACAGAUUGAUACAGCUAUUUCUACUGCUUUGAAAGAGAGCAAGCCUGUGUACAUCAGCAUAAGUUGUAAUUUACCGGGAAUACCUCAUCCUACUUUCAUUAGAGAGCCCAUUCCAUUUUCUCUAUCACCUAGGUUGAGCAACAAGAUGGGUCUAGAAGCUGCCGUAGAUGCAACUGCUGCCUUUCUGAAUAAGGCAGUAAAGCCUGUGAUUAUAGGAGGGCCAAAACUCCGAGUAGCAAAGGCCUGUGAGGCCUUUGUGGAACUGGCAGAUGCUUGUGGCUAUCCGAUUGCUGUGAUGCCAUCAGCAAAAGGUUUAGUGCCAGAACACCACUCUCGGUUCAUUGGCACUUACUGGGGUUCAGUAAGCACUACAUUCUGCGCUGAAAUUGUGGAAUCUGCUGAUGCUUACUUGUUUGCUGGACCAAUCUUUAACGACUAUAGCUCGGUUGGGUACUCACUCCUCCUUAAAAGGGAGAAGGCCAUCGUUGUGCAGCCUAAUCGUGUAGUUAUUGCUAAUGGACCUGCCUUUGGGUGUAUCCUAAUGAAGGACUUUCUCCAAGAACUCGCAAAAAAGCUUAAUCACAACGCAACUGCUUAUGAGAACUACCAGCGUAUAUUCGUUCCAGAUGGUGUUCCUCCUAAAUCUGAUCCCAAAGAUCCUUUGAGGGUCAAUAUCAUGUUCCACCAUAUACAAAAGAUGCUUUCAGGUAACACAGCUGUGAUUGCUGAGACGGGGGAUUCCUGGUUUAACUGCCAGAAGCUAAGACUACCACAAGGCUGUGGGUAUGAAUUUCAGAUGCAAUAUGGCUCAAUUGGGUGGUCUGUUGGAGCAACUCUUGGAUACGCUCAGUCAAUUCCAAACAAGCGCGUGAUAGCUUGCAUUGGCGACGGCAGCUUCCAAAUGACAGCACAAGAUAUAUCCACCAUGCUGCGAUGUGAACAAAAGAGUAUCAUAUUCUUAAUUAACAAUGGGGGCUACACCAUUGAAGUUGAGAUCCACGACGGGCCUUAUAAUGUUAUCAAGAAUUGGAAUUACACUGCAUUAGUUGAUGCAAUUCACAACGGCGAAGGAAAGUGCUGGACAAAGAAGGUUAAGUGUGAAGAAGAGCUCCUUGAAGCCAUUGAAACUGCCACAGGUGAGAAGAAAGAUUGCUUGUGCUUUAUUGAAGUCUUUGCACACAAGGAUGACACCAGCAAAGAGCUGCUGGAGUGGGGAUCAAGAGUCUGUGCUGCAAAUAGCCGUCCACCAAAUCCUCAAUAGACUAUGAGCAUUUUGCCCAGUUUCUAAAUUAUUAUAGU
Hibiscus syriacus is the source of this 1885-nucleotide messenger RNA. Its product is annotated as pyruvate decarboxylase 1-like. Gene Ontology annotation, molecular function: carboxy-lyase activity; thiamine pyrophosphate binding; magnesium ion binding. The transcript is spliced from 6 exons. Lineage: Eukaryota; Viridiplantae; Streptophyta; Magnoliopsida; Malvales; Malvaceae. The coding region runs from base 36 to 1847 and encodes 603 amino acids. The record is from RefSeq and is a predicted model, not a curated record.